UUUUCCCCCUUCGCCCCGUCCAGGCGGUCCAGCUAAUCAGCUCCCCCUCUCCUCUCUCUCUCUCUCUCUCUCUCUCUCUCUCUCUCUCUCCUGGCGGCGACGACGGGGCGAGCGGGCACGGCCUUCGAGGUUCGACACGUCUUCGCCGGCGAGCACCCACCAGGUACGCCUGCCCGCUCUCUCCCCUUCCUGCUCUGCGAAACGGAGAGCCGCAAACCCUAAAGUAAGCUAUCUGUAUUCGGAUCUGACCCCCCAAUUACAGGUAUUUAUUAUGCAUUGAUUAUACCUACUAACUUCGAUUUUCCUGUUUGCAAAAAAAAUUAUCCGGUUACAUUUGGACACCCAUUUCCUAUACCGGGUCCGCCGCUGGGUUCGAUUGAACCCACCAUGGCUCACGCCCCUGCUCUGUAUUGAGCUCGCCCAUUCAAGAGUCACCGGCUCCUAUGGAGGACGCGGCGGGAAGCAUUCUUGCGUCCCUCGGCCGCGUGCGCCUCGUUGACCUUACGGCCUGCGAGGGUCUCCCUACGGACAACUAUAAGAUAUGUGUGUCGACCCUGAUGCAGUCCUUGGCUCAGUAUUCAGCAGCCAUCAUUCAGCUGCCUCCUGCUGAGGGUGCCUUGUUGAGGUCCGGCUUGGACUCUGCUGGCCUCUUCUUCCAUCAGCGAGGGUACAAUUCCGGCGAGGCUGUCCACUUGGAUGAUGCCCGCGAGUGGUGCAAGACCUCUGGUUACUAUGUUGAUCAUCAGAUGUGGCUGGAAACGUAUGAUUACAGGCCUGGUGUUACUGCAACAGAGCCCAAUGGUGCCAUGGAAUUGCCUCCAUCGGGCCUACCUGACAUAUUUGCAGUGCUGGGGAAAGUUUCAAGAGAUAUUUUGGAUGCAAUCAGUUUCUCAUUGAAUUUAAGGAGCUGUGCAUUUACUGACAUACUCGACAACAUACCCUUGAGAAGCCAGGAGGUGUCAUCUUCUGUUCUUUCAGCAUGUUGCCAUUCAAGGCCAUCAUUUGUAGGAGCACGGCAGCAUAGCAUUGCUUCUCAAGAUGAUGGCCAGUUGCUCAUAUUUUCUGACCAGGAUCAACAGAUGGAUAAGACUUUCCUUACCCUAGUCAGGUCAGAUAGAUCAGGUCUAUAUAUCAAAGACAUGCAUGGACACUGGAUUCUUGUUGAUGGGGAUCUUGGUCCAAAUGAUGUUGUUGUUUAUCCUGGCCUUGCGCUUUAUCAGGAAACUGCUGGCUAUGUGAAUCCAGCUGUAUGCAAGACAGAGGUUGGAAACUUGCAGGGAUGUAUGUUUGGGCGAUGUUCUUUGGUGUUCAAGCUCAUGCCUAAAUCAGUUGCAAGGCUGAGUGGCUCAGAGAUGACAGCUGCUGGCCACGGUGUUGAUGCUCAGUUUCAGGUCCCCAUACCAGUUAAUGAUUUCAUGCAGACAGGUCAUUAUGUUGAUCAACUUUUUCCCAAGGAUACUGAACCAUCAUCACAUGCAGAACAGGAUUCAGCAUCAUUUAACUCUCUGAUGAAGAAAAAGAAUGGAAGUAUAAGAACAAAGCCACUCCCUCCUUCUAAAAGACUUCGCCUAGAGGCGCAGAGGGUGCUCAAGGAGCGUGUUCAGGACAUUGCAGACAAGAAAGGCAUCAAACUGAGAUUUUGCAAUAUCAAAGAAUGUGAAAGCCACAUCCGGUCAUUGGAUAGUCCCUGUGAGAAUAUCAGAACUGAAAUUGGGUGGCCACAAGGGGUUCCUUUUGUCCAUCCACACGAUCUCCCAAACAAGGCAAAGCUUGGGUUUCUAGAAGCUUAUGAACCUGGAUGGACUGCCUCCCAGCAAGAAAUAGAAGUCGUUUUCAUUUUGGAGGUACAGCAUACAAGCAGGUCUGCUUGGUUUGGUUUAUAGGGAAAUAUAUAUUUUGCAUAUAUGCAUAUGAGGGAAAUAUUUUGCAGCACAACAUGGGGUUGUGAGCCUCUGAAUUUGCCACGUUUCCAAGCUAUCCAAUUAGGUGCAUACGUCUUGCAGAAGCAACCUGAGACCAGGUUUUUCUUUGUUUUGUCAGCCCCUUGCAUUGUGAUGCACAUUCUGUAAAGUGUAAACUCCUUGUAGUUUCUGAUUCCCACCGUUCUGCUGUUUACAUUUCACCCCAGUCAAGUCAAUAGCUUUGACCCAUCUAUCGUCAGCCAUGGCCCCUGCACUUAAAGUUUGACACAAUCUCUCGAGCUACAAAGCUAUCAAGAUGUCCGGUCGCACUGUUGUGCACUGUUGUCAUGCAUUUUAACAAUUUUGCAUUUUCCGGUGCUUUUUUACAUGUUCCGCUGUACUAACAUA
Panicum virgatum (switchgrass) is the source of this 2309-nucleotide messenger RNA. RefSeq lists its product as uncharacterized. The coding region runs from base 444 to 1883 and encodes 479 amino acids. The transcript is spliced from 3 exons. The record is from RefSeq and is a predicted model, not a curated record. NCBI's taxonomy places the organism in Eukaryota, Viridiplantae, Streptophyta, Magnoliopsida, Poales, Poaceae.